Molecule: messenger RNA, 1191 nt
Organism: Lolium perenne
Lineage: Eukaryota; Viridiplantae; Streptophyta; Magnoliopsida; Poales; Poaceae
Source: RefSeq, a predicted model, not a curated record
AUGGCUACGGCUAAGAGAGCUAAAGCGAAAGCUGCCAGGGCCAAGGCCGCGGAAGCUGCCAAGGCAGCCAUGGCGAGCGCCUACGAGGCCGAGUGGUCAGCAAGAACAGAGGCCGCACGAGCCGCCAAGGUAGCCAAGGCGAAGGCCGAAGAGGCCGACGAGGCUGCUAAGAUAGCCACCGCGAAAGCCCAAGAGGCAGAAGAAGCCGCCGAGAUUGCCAAAGCCAUGGCCGAAGAGGCCGCCAAAGUGAAGGGAGCCAAGGACGAGAUGAGGCGGCGGCUAAAAGAAGAGGAAACGGAGUGCGAGGCAGAGUGGUUUGCCCCCAGGUUCCGCCGUCACUGGAACCCAUUGUACGCCAACCGCGGCGUCCGCACCUUCCUCCAAACCACAUCUAUACCCGCCAUGCGUUACACGCACCCUGCUUCAGAUGACAGCCCCAAGGCCAUGGAAGGUUUGCAGAUCGUCUCGGUCAAAAUAGCAUCGAUCAAGGACCCUUUACACUGGCCACUGCAAGUGUAUGGCGUCGUCGCCGCACGCGAUGUAUUGGAUCACAAGCGCAACAUUAUCUUCCACCGCUCCAGGAAGAACUGCCAAACCAUCACCCCAGAGGAGCCGUAUCUUGCAUUGACCGGCCCUAGCCGCGCCAUUGCCGUUACAGUGGACCCUUCAUACGUCGAGAUUUCGCUGAAAGUCAAGGGCGCCACUAAAGCCGAGGAUAAAGAUCUGAGCGAACUAGCUAUGAUGUACAGAGCUGGGUGUGUUCUAAGCGGUAUUUACCCUAGCAGGCUCAGCACGUUGGAACUCAAGUUCGGCCACAUUGCUCGCUCUGUGGAGGCUACAGUCUCUAUAAAGCUCAAGGCUGGGUCAUGGCCAUCUUCUUUCCGAGGUGUAUUCAGUGCUGCCAUUGGUACUCGUGACGACCUGAAAGUCGAGUUACUUGAUUCCGGGGAUGAUGGUUUGCCCAGCGAUGCCGAUGGCGUGAUCAAGCUCUCGCGGCGUGUGGUUUCUGCUGGACUCGGCAUGCCUCUGAAGAUUUCUAUCGUGGCAAGUCCAAUUCAUCAGGAUCAAGUCGUUGAGUGUAGGGAAGCAACUUUUAAACCCGAGAGAGCCAGUAUAAGCCUCAGCGAGCUCGGUGUUAGUUUCUGUAGUAUGGAAGUUAGCGUUGCUUGGUCAUGUUUCCGUUAUGAAUGA